AUGUACAAUUGGUGGGCGAGUGCAACUAAUCAAUUCGUGUUGCCCGGGUGUAUGCAGCGGUCAUCUACCUACGGAAACGUCCUCAUCAAGCUCAUCCCUUCUCUUCAACCCACGGUCUGUCGCACUGAGCUUGAUCCUCAGUACAUCGGUCGCAGUCCCAUCUUCCUCCUUUCAUUCCCCCUCUCAAGCGAGAGCAAGGCAUGCCGAGAUCCUGGCAGUGGCCACACUUUCCUUUGCAACGAUCCUCGUGCCAUUGAAGUCGGCGUUCUAACCACAUCGUGCCGCAGUGCUUGCACGGUUGUUCCGUCGUGUCGAGUAUAUCGGCGUGAGACGAGCCGAUACAUUAACCGUGUCCUGGCAGCGAUCGCAUGUCGCGAACUCAACUAUGGCUAG
Penicillium crustosum is the source of this 393-nucleotide messenger RNA. RefSeq lists its product as uncharacterized. NCBI's taxonomy places the organism in Eukaryota, Fungi, Ascomycota, Eurotiomycetes, Eurotiales, Aspergillaceae. The record is from RefSeq and is a predicted model, not a curated record. The transcript has a single exon. Bases 1 to 393 code for a protein of 130 amino acids.